Messenger RNA from Cyprinodon tularosa, 1573 nucleotides. It is a transcript of the gene hmox2b, whose product is annotated as heme oxygenase 2b. Gene Ontology annotation, biological process: response to oxidative stress; heme catabolic process; heme oxidation. Lineage: Eukaryota; Metazoa; Chordata; Actinopteri; Cyprinodontiformes; Cyprinodontidae. The record is from RefSeq and is a predicted model, not a curated record. The transcript has 6 exons. The coding region runs from base 147 to 1085 and encodes 312 amino acids. Gene Ontology annotation, molecular function: heme binding; heme oxygenase (decyclizing) activity.
AGCGCAUGUCUGUUCUAACCGGGUAGGAACAAACACUUCAGAGUAAAGUUGUUCCGCGGAGCUUCGUAUCCUGUUUUUGAAUUUAUAAGUCAUUAGAACUGAGCUGGAGGAGGACAGGUUGGACCAAAAAGCAAUCCACCCAGAGGAUGUCAGCAGAGAAGAUGGAGACCAGUGUAUCCAAUGGAUCAGGGCCAGGAUAUGAGAAGGAAGAUAGUGACCUCAGUCCAGAGGAUCUGUCUGAGAUGCUGGCUGCAGGAACCAAGGAGGUUCAUGAAAAAGCAGAGAACACACAGUUUGUAAAAGAUUUCCUCAGGGGACGAAUCCGCAGAGAGCUUUUCAAGCUUGGUGCUGUAGCACUUUACCACACAUACACGGCCAUGGAGGAGGAGAUCGAGAGGAAUAAGGACCACCCCCACUUUGCCCCUCUAUAUUUCCCUGCGGAGCUUCACCGUCAUGAAGCCUUAGCCCGCGACCUCGAAUAUUUCUAUGGUCCAGACUGGAAGAGUCAGAUCACCUGCUCCCAGGCCACGCAGCACUACGUGGACCGCAUCCACCAGGUAGGCCAGGAGGACCCUGUGCUGUUGGUUGCCCACGCCUACACCCGCUACAUGGGUGACCUGUCAGGAGGUCAAGUGCUGAGAAAGGUGGCGCAGAGAGCUUUGAAGCUGCCGCCCACUGGGGAGGGCCUGGAGUUCUACCAGUUUGACGCGAUCCACAGCGCUAAAGCGUUCAAGCAGCUGUACCGAAGUCGCAUGAACGAGCUGGACCUGGACCUGGAGACAAAGAAGAAACUGGUGGAGGAAGCUGUGAAAGCUUUUCAUUUUAAUAUGGAGGUGUUCGAGGAGUUGGAAGAAAUUGGGAAAACAAUUCAAGAGGAUGUUUUAGAUGCCGGCAUGUCUGUUCAUGGAGAAACUGGUGGAGACAUUAGCAAAUGUCCCUACUAUGCUGCCAAAAUGGCGGCAUCGGGGGGAACGGCGUACUUCGGUCAGCUGUUCAUGGCUGCUCUAAGGCACCCGACAGGACAGGUCCUGUUUGCCACAUGGUUCGCCGCCUUGGCUGGACUGGCUGCAUGGUAUCUGAUGUGAUCCAGCUGUUACAGCUGCUGUUAGAACUGAGGGGUGUUGAAAGGAAGGAGUGUCAGAAGACUGGAAAACCUCCACUAACCGAUCAAUAUACAAACAUUCAAAUCAGGUCUGUGCAGCUCUAUAUUUUUAAGCUUCAGCUUUUAGUUGCAGAACUUCAGCCGUCUAUUCUUUAGGAACAUUAUGAUAUGGACUUCCUCCACAAUGCACACAUUUUUCCUUUUUAAAUCUAAAUACUUUUUGUUUUUUAUUAUUUCUCUACCUCCAACAGGCUAUCCUUCCAUUUGGUGCUGAAGUUCCAGUUAUGUUAAAGCUUUUCUUACACAGAAACAGACCUUCUGUUAUAACGUAUACCUUAAAGUAUGAUAGCAAAAUGCAAUAUUGUAACAAGAAAACGGUUAAUCCUUCCAGUUGACAGUAAAAAGCUCGCUGUAGGAUGUGAGCUUUAAAUCCAUCAGAACAAUGUGAAACACUGAAAUACGCAAAAGUAU